Colossoma macropomum (tambaqui) is the source of this 1600-nucleotide messenger RNA. RefSeq names its product interferon-induced protein 44-like. Bases 34 to 1179 code for a protein of 381 amino acids. The transcript is spliced from 9 exons. The record is from RefSeq and is a predicted model, not a curated record. Lineage: Eukaryota; Metazoa; Chordata; Actinopteri; Characiformes; Serrasalmidae.
CCUCAGCAUCACUUCUUACAAAGAGAUUCAAACAUGGGAGGAUCUUCAACAAAAUCUGAAUUUGUCUCUGUUUUGGCUGAUAAACAAGUAAAAGAAGGAGAAGAUGUUACUCUUUGCUGUACGAAAAACCCAGGAGAAGUAACAGCAAAGUGGAAGAAGAAUGGACAUAGCUUGGAAUGUGUGGAGGGCAAACAUACAACAGAAAAAAGUGAAACAACAUGUAGCUUGAUAAUCAAAAAUGCAGAAAAGGCAGAUGAAGGGAACUACACAUUAACCCUGGAGUAUAAGGCUGGUAGCGUCUCAUGCUCUGCCAUGGUCAUUGUUGAACUCAACGAAUGGAGGACUGUCCAGUGGGAACAAGAUCCAACGAUCACAACCCUAAAGAACUUCAAAAUUGGUAAUGCAAAACUCAGAGAGCUUCGCUUUCUUCUGAACGGACCAGUUGGAGCAGGAAAAUCCAGCACCAUCAGCACCAUCAAAAGCAUUUUUGAAGGACAUCAGUUCAUCAACUGCCUGGCUGCUUCAGAUUUAAACAGUGGCAUGAGUUUUACAACUAAGUACCAGAAGUUCUCUAUUGGAACUUUACCAUUUGCCUUCUAUGAUGUGAUGGGCCUGGAAGAAGACAAAGAAGAUGGACAAUCAAAAGGGGUGCGCUCUGAUGACAUCAUCAAGGCAUUGAUGGGUCACAUAGCAAAUGACUAUGAAUUCAAACAAGAAUGCUCAAUAUGUGAAGACAGUAAAUAUUACAUCAGUGAUCCCACUCUGAAAGAUAAGAUUCAUUGUCUAGUGAGUGUUAUUGCAGCAGACAAAGUUACCCUAAUGGAUGAUAAAGUCAUCCAGAAAAUGAAGACCAUCAGAGCAGAAGCCAGUAAAUUAGGAAUCCCUCAGUUGGUUUUCAUGACAAGAGUGGACAAGGUGUGCACAGUGACAGAGAAGGAUUUGACCAAGAUCUACCAAAGCAAGAAGAUCAAAGAGAAAAUGGAAGAGUGCAGCACUAGACUGGGAGUCCCUAUGAACUGCAUCUUCCCUCUGAAGAACUAUCAUGAGGAGAUCAAGAUGAAUGAGAAGCUGAACUGCCUGGUGCUGGAGGCCUUCACACAGGCUGUGUAUUCAGCUAAUGACUAUGUGAAAAAGUUCUCACGCAAAGAGAAAUGUCUAGAAUGCUUCAUCUUCAUAUAAAAGCUAUAUGAAGAAGUUCAGCGUGGAUAUAGAUGGUGAGUCAGGAAUCACCCACAUAUCUCUAACACAAUUACUAAUAUAUUGAUCUCAUUUUAAUGAUUAUAUUUUAGCAUAGGGGGUGUACCUCUGAGGCAUGUUGCCCUUCCCCUCUAGCAACUUCCAGUAACUGGUGUGCAAUUUAAGGCUGUAGCAUCUAUAUGCAUGGACAUAUUGUCAGGCUCCAUUACCCCAUUCAUUAUUGGUCACUUUCUGACCACAAAACCGCUGUUGACUAGAUGUUAUUUGGGUGGUGGACCAUUCUCAGCAGUGCCAUGGUACUGUGUGCAGCGUUGGUGUAAGUGCUAAGUUGAGAGUGGUCCAAAACCCAAAAAUAUGCAGCCAAGAGCAGCUCUGUGGUAACAAACUGACCAUUCAUGAAGGU